Messenger RNA from Echinococcus granulosus, 804 nucleotides. Its product is annotated as RNA-binding protein Rsf1. Gene Ontology annotation, biological process: mRNA splicing, via spliceosome. Lineage: Eukaryota; Metazoa; Platyhelminthes; Cestoda; Cyclophyllidea; Taeniidae. The record is from RefSeq and is a predicted model, not a curated record. The coding region runs from base 1 to 804 and encodes 267 amino acids. Gene Ontology annotation, cellular component: nuclear speck. Gene Ontology annotation, molecular function: RNA binding. The transcript is spliced from 3 exons.
AUGUUAGUUCGUAGUCAUAAAUUAUUUUUAGGGAGGUUGUCUUCUAAUGUCAGUGCAAUCGACUUGCUUUGCGAACUUCCCAAGUUCGGUACUGUUCCGGACCUUUGGAUAGCAAAAAAUUCCCCAGGUUUUGCGUUUGUUCAAUUUAAAAUAUUCACCGAUGCUGAAAAAGCUGUUUGCGCUCUGGAUGGCGUUACGCUUUGCGGAUUUAAACUGCGUGUAGAUGUUCAACGCGCUUCUCUAGGUGACCGUUCGCGUUCAUUUGGACACUGCCGACGAUAUAUUGAUUCUCGAGGUGCUCGAAUGUCUCUAGUGUGCCACUUCGGGACCUCACUUCAUCGUGGGAGGUCGCCACCACCUGGUAUACUUUCGGGCGACCAGUUCCGUUAUCCCUACGACCACUUGGUUGCCUUCCAUAGUCCAGACAUGUUGAACGCCGCAGUGGCCGCUGCUGCAGCUGGCUUACCUUACCAAAUCUCUGCCUACCCCAGCAUGUUUCCCUUGCCACAAGCAGACGAUGUACACCGAGUGAUGAAAUAUUCGCGACGGAUUUCACUCCGAGGAUCUCCUUUCUAUCACAGAAGAAGUCGAAGUCCGAUGGAUAGUCGGAGUCGAAACAUCCACAACCGGCAUCAAGAUAUCCACCGUAGCCGGGAUCGCAGGCGUCCCUCUUUGAUGUCUUCUUGGCAGAGGACUCCGCUACCGCCGUUUUCUUUUACCGCCUCUUCUGAGCUCGAAAGGCGUAGGCAUCGGUACGACCGCUCGCCAACACCUCUCCGAGUGUCGGGGCGUCGAAGACGCUGA